AUGUAUUAUCAAUCAGUACAGCAACUAUACAGUGACACAGAUCGAUAUGCAAAUGGAAAUCUAACACAAGGCGAAGAUAUUGCUGACAAUGGUGGUCUUAGAGGUGCAUUUUUCGCCUAUCAAAAAUGGGCAGCAAACAAUAAGAAUGUUGACAAAAGAUUACCUGGUCUUCAGAAAUAUUCUUCGGAACAAUUGUUCUUUAUCAAUUAUGCUUAUAACUGGUGUAUUAAGAUGACGAAUGCCUAUGCAGUUAAUCGUCUUCGAAUAGAUGUUCAUUCAUUGGAUCAAUUCAGAGUGAUUGGCCCAACAUCAAAUUUCGAUGAAUUCGAUCGAGCAUUUGGCUGUACACCAGGUCAAGGAAACAGUCGGAAAGACAAGUGUAGUGUUUGGUAG
Messenger RNA from Rotaria sordida, 393 nucleotides. NCBI's taxonomy places the organism in Eukaryota, Metazoa, Rotifera, Eurotatoria, Philodinida, Philodinidae. The record is from the annotation of a GenBank genome assembly.